Molecule: messenger RNA, 3603 nt
Organism: Polyodon spathula (Mississippi paddlefish)
Lineage: Eukaryota; Metazoa; Chordata; Actinopteri; Acipenseriformes; Polyodontidae
Product: solute carrier family 15 member 4-like
Exons: 9
Coding region: 639-2432 (597 amino acids)
Biological process (GO): oligopeptide transport; transmembrane transport
Cellular component (GO): membrane
Molecular function (GO): transmembrane transporter activity
Source: RefSeq, a predicted model, not a curated record
UGUUUACAAUUUGACGUGGAAGUGUCUUAUAAAUAAUUCAAUAUACGCGGCGUGCAUUAAGUUCUUUAUAAACAAAUACUAAAAACAGCUAUUAUUGUUUUAAAUAUUUAGUUUAGUCCAUUGUCACUGGUAUUAUUGCAAAGUAAUCACCUGUCAUUUAAUAUAAUUUCUCAGUCGCCUUCUGCUACUAGUCAUACAUGUGUAGGGGUCAUCUAAAGAAGAAUUUACUUGAAACGUAAAUGGAAACUGAUAGAUAAUACUAUUUGGACGUGUAUGCUUGUGAAUAGUUAGCUGUAAAUGACUGUUUCACUUUACGAAAAAAUAGCAUAAUAGCGGUUUUGAGAAAAGUUUAGAGUUUUACUUUAUUUGUAUUGGAGUCUUACAUUUUUUUACCAACUCAUUUUACUGUAUGCAAUAUUUAUACAGAUCAAGUUUGAACGACGUGGUGGCUAUAGUUGUAAAAUAUUUAACAUUGUAAAGUCGUAUUAAGUUAUAACAUAGUAAAUUAGAACUUUAAAAAAAAAUACUUAAAACUUUGCUAGAUUUGUUGGAGAUGUAGUUUUGUUUAGCUGGAGGUCAAACUACCCUUAAAGGUGAAACUGAAUUGCCAUAUAAUACAGACAUCAGAAAAAUAAAUAAUGGGAAGCCAUGAAGUUAGUGAGAGUAGCCCUCUUUUGGGACCCCAAACCAAUGAUAACAGGAGCCCAGUGUCUGUCUUUGAAGGCAGGAGGCUGGCAUGUGCAGCAAUCCUGAUAGCAGAAUCUUUGGAAAGGGUGGCCUUCUAUGGGAUUACCGCAAACCUGGUCCUGUUCCUAAACAUAGAGCCUUUCUUCUGGGAGGGGGCACAAGCCAGCCAAGCCCUACUCAUCUUCAUGGGCGUCACCUACCUUGUGUCGCCCUUUGGUGGCUGGCUCGCUGAUGCCUACCUGGGGAAGUUCUGUACUAUUAUCUGCAGUAUGCUUCUCUAUCUCUUUGGGAUGUUGGCUUUCCCCUUCAUCACAGCAUUGGAGACAAGAAAUGGCCUUUGUGGGGAAGUCCGAGCUUACCCUGUGCAGCCUUCAGAGUGCAUCAACGGCACUAGCAGCAGCAGCAAUGUGACUUGUCCUUACCCCCAGCAGUACUGCAGUCCUGUGAUCUUCAGUGGUCUCGUGAUAAUUGGUAUCGGUGUGGGAUCGGUGAAAUCAAACAUCACCCCCUUUGGAGCUGAUCAGGUGAAGGACAGGGGCCCUGAAGCUACUCGUAGAUUUUUUAACUGGUUUUACUGGUGCAUUAACCUUGGAGCAAUUCUGUCUUUGGGCGGCAUCGCUUAUAUUCAACAGAAUAUAAGCUUCAAUCUGGGCUACAUCAUUCCCACAGUCUGCCUUGGCAUUUCCUUCAUGGUGUUCCUGUGUGGCCGGACUGUCUUCAUCACCAAGCCAGCAAAUGGUAGUGCCUUCACUGACAUGUUUAAGAUUCUUGGCUACUCCUUCUGCUCCAGCCAGCGGCACAAGGAGCCAGCCAGGUUAAGAUAUACUGGACACUUGGCAGAAAUAGGAAAUGAAGUUCAUGAAGUAUGUCUGCCAAAGCCUAAUCUGCUGGAUAAUGCAAAAGAAGCCUAUGGAGGGCGGUUUCCAGAGGAGAAGGUGGAGGAAGUGAAGGCCUUGUUUAAAGUCAUCCCUGUAUUUUUGGCACUCAUACCAUAUUGGACUGUGUAUUUCCAGAUGCAGACCACAUACAUCCUGCAGGGUCUUCACUUACGGAUCCCUGAGAUUUUUAAGAUGAGUGGAGAAGGAAAUAAUUCUACUAGCAUGAAUUCUGUACACAUGCUCCCGUCUGCCUGGCUCACCAUGUUCGAUGCUCUGCUGAUUCUGCUCCUGAUUCCUCUGAAGGAUAAAGUCAUUGACCCCGUUCUGAAGAGGAGGGGCCUGCUCCUGUCGUCUCUGAAGAGGAUUGCAGUGGGAAUGUUCUUUGUCAUGGGGUCUGUUGUGGCUGCAGGGAUUUUGGAAAGUAAAAGACUGGAUGUUGUUUUCAAGAAGGAUACCAUCGAUCAGAUUAUUGGCAAAGAGACGUACCAUGCAGCCAACUUAUCAAUAUGGUGGCAGGUACCACAGUACUUGCUAAUUGGAAUCAGUGAAAUAUUUGCCAGCAUUGCAGGUCUGGAGUUUGCAUACUCCGCUGCACCCAAGUCCAUGCAGAGUGCCAUCAUGGGUCUGUUCUUUUUCUUCUCUGGGAUUGGCUCCUUUGUCGGCUCAGGACUUUUAGCCUUGGUGUCCCUCAAAGCAGUUGGCUGGAUGUCCUGUCAUAAAGAUUUUGGUAACAUCAAUGGCUGUUCUUUGAAUUAUUACUUUUUCUUGCUUGCGGGGAUCCAAGGAGUAACUCUGCUGCUUUUCCUGGUUGUCUCGGUGAAGUAUGACAAGCAGAGAAGCGUGCAGCGGCAAAACACAGUGUCUUAACACAGUGUUUUAAUGACAAAAAUAGAAACUCUUUCAUUGUCUGAAAGGAAAGCUAAGAAACUUGCAGAGCCCCAAUGUUGUUAAAUGCACAGUCCACUUGUAUCUUCAGCCAUAGUUUUAAUACUGACAAAAAAAGUAGGAAAGAUCAGUCUUUGCACAGUGGCACAGCAUUCAGCAUUAAAGUUGUUGAUGGAACAGGAAACCAUGACAGUGGUAUUAAUAAACAUACUUUUUAAAAUAAUAAAAAAAGUAAAUGAAGAAAAAUGUAGAUUUUAUCAAACAGAGAGUAUGUAAACUGUAUAUAGACUACUAGUUAUGUUAUUAGGGUAUCAAAGUGAUGAUUGUGGUAGCAAACUGAGCAGUUAUGGAACAUGCAGUACUUUAUUCAGAAACCUGUUAACGCUUAUUACAGCCACAGUCCAUCAGAAAAUUCAGUUUACAAGUGGGACUCAUGCUUUUAGUAGUAGUUAUUGUAUUGUCUUUUUUUUCCUUUUUGAUGUCAGCAAUGAUAAUGGCUUGCAACAUGGGGUUGCACAGUUUUAAUUCAUCCCUAUCUUGUAUGAAUCAAAAGUAUAUAAUAUGUCUUAGAUGAUUCUGAUGUUCAUGCUUUACUGCAACUAACCUAUCCGAGGAAUACACUGUAAAAAGGUCAGUUACUGAUAUUGAUAACUAGCAGGAUAGCAAAUGUAACUCUUGUAUUUUCAUUUAAUCCUAUUUUUAAAAUCUGUUGCAAUAUUAAAUGUGUUGACCACAAAAUCUACAUGGAAACAGUCCCCAUAGUGUUCUAUAUUUAAUAAUUUCAUGCUAAAAGAAUUUGAACAAGAUGUAUUAUAGAGUUUGUUGUAUAUUUGGCACAGCCUGUUAAUAGUGAGCUGGACAGAACUUCUGUACAGUGUUUUUUACGACUCAAAGCAGACUAACAUGCUUUGAUUUGUUCUUUCAUUUUUGCAAGUUGGAUUUAUUUGUGAAAUAUCACUAAACAUUUUGAGAAGCAUUUUUAAUACCAGCAAAGGUUUGCACAAAAUUAUACUGUAGAAAUCUUAAAAAAAAAAAAAAAAAGUGGUGUUUGGGCUAUAUGCAGGCAAUGUUAUGAUUUUUUUUUUUCUUUGUACCUGUAUAUUGCUUUUUUAAAAAACCUUUCAUAAUGAGCAAAUAAAAAGAUUUCAGAAAA